Messenger RNA from Cinara cedri, 2048 nucleotides. The record is from the annotation of a GenBank genome assembly. Lineage: Eukaryota; Metazoa; Arthropoda; Insecta; Hemiptera; Aphididae.
AUGUUUAUUAAUAUUGAGGAUAAAAUGCCAUACAACACAAAAAAUGAUAAAAAACUUAACGCUCAGAGAAAUGAUAGCAGCAUUACUAGCAGUAAUGCCAGUGACGACGUUGCUGAAUUAAGAGACUUCGAUGAUGUUCCUGUAGUUGUUACAAAGAAAGUAAAUGAAUUAUAUGCAAAUACAUCAAGGCGUAUUAGCCAAGAUAAUCCAUUUUUAGAGCUUUUUAAUGGCAACACCCAGAGAAAUCCUAGCCAAAUUGGGGGUGAUAAUAAUGAUGUUGAAUCAGAUGCUGGUUUCACCGAUAACUUUGCUGAUUGGAGCCACUUCAGUGUUACCGCGUCUCAUGAACCAUUUGGCGAUGCUGUUAACAAUCAGAGAGAUGUAAAAGUUCUUAGAAACUUUGCUCCCGUUAUAGCUGAUCCCACUAGAUUAGCAAACUUCGAUAAUGCAUCACGUCCAUACAGAUCAAGUCAUCUUAAUGAUGAAGGCUACGACAGCAGUCCUGAUUAUGGUGACGAUUUAGACCACGAGUCAGAAGCAGGUGAUGAAAAAGGCCCGAAUUAUGUAGAAAAACUAAGACAAAACCUUGCUAAAUUGGUUGGUGCAGACCCUGAAACACCAUUUUCUAAAUGGUCAUCAGGACAGCAACUAAAAGCGUCUUGUGUAAUAGGUGGAGCAAUUGCUGUAGGAGUUCCAAUUGCAGCAAUUGUUGGGAUAGGUGCUGUAGUACUUGGUGGAAUAUUUGGAGUAGGUGCUCUAAUAGGUGGAGGUUUGGGUUUAAUUAGAAUCGCAGGUGUAAAAAUAGGUCAAGGAUUUAAUUGGGCAGCGAAAAAAACAAUUGAGGGUACUAAAAUUGCUGCGGGGAAGAUAGCAAGCGCUUAUGCUGCUGCAGAUCAAAAAGUAAGAAAAGCGACUAGCGAUGGGUUACGCAGUGUAGCAAAUCGGUUGGAAAAGCUGGCUGGUAAGACCAAUCACCCAGAAGAACUAACGAAUCUUGAUGAAACUACAAAAGAAAACUGCAAGAAAGCAGUGAAAGUGCUUCAGGAUAAAGUUCUUGGUAAUCCAGAUUUUUCACAAGAAGAACGGGAGUCUAUUGUGGCAGCUACGAUGGGAAAAGUAGCAUUUAAGCUAGGCUUGAAGAUAACAACUCAGGAGAACAUUACAAAAGACCCUAAUGCAACAGAAUACGCAAGAGAGGAAGCACAAGAAUACUGCGAACUGUGGACAAAACAGAAAAAUUUUAUUAGUGGUCUGAAUUUUAAAAAAUUGGGUAACCUUCUUGAUAGUGAAUACAAAUCAGCGCCUAGGGAUCUUUACUUAUUCAAAACUGCUCUUGCUGAUCAUCAUGGAGAAGUCAAUAGUGCUGUACAUGAGGCAGUACAGGAAUUCUUGGAAUACAAACAAGAACGUGCAAAUGCUGCUUCAAAUGCAGAAAGCAAACCAAAACUUUUCGGAUGGUUUAAAUCAAAACCUAAAGCAGUAUCCGAUGAUUCAGGAUUGGAGAGUGACGCUACCUCUCAAACAUCACUCAGUGAAAGCUUGCCUGAAAGUAGACGUGGCAGUUACGCUGGUGAACAUACUGAAGAUAGAGCAACUCCUCUUGUUACAUCUAGGCCGUAUGUCCCAAGUUAUGGUACCUUCUUAUCACCAAACAAUAUAUCUGGUAGUGAGAGUGAUAACUUAGCUAAUAGUGGUAGCAGCAACUCACUAAGCAAUGGCAGUGCUGAUAGUGGAGUUAACUCACCUACUGAAGGUUCGCCUGUACAUGGUAACAAUUUACUUAAACCUAAUCUAGGUGAAAUAGGUCAAGCUAGAUUAAAGAAUACGGGUCACUUGCGUAGGCUCGUGAAUGUUGACAUUGAGCAACAUGUUGGUAAUGAGGUAACGGUGAACUAAGGUAGUAAAAUUCUGCUUUAUUCAAAAGAGUGUUACUAGCUAGUAACACUCUUUUUGCCUCACUUUCUACUCAUCUCAUUCCUUUUUAUCAUAUCUUUGUUUUGUAGUUGGCCAAUGUUACUGACUUUUAAGUCAAGUGCUUGCUUUUAAAU